AGCAGGAGGGCUGUGCUGCCUUUUUGUGCUACAGCAGAUGAGUGAGCUCACAACAAUCUGAACACACUCUGGAACUGGACUGGGCUUUAUUUCACUCUCCAACGAAAUGAUGUCAUAUUCAUGUGGAUCACCGCAGAAGCCCACCUUGGCAAAAUACUAGGAAUAUAUGGAAUUAAGUAGAGGACUUCAGCUCAGGACCAUGUUUGUCCCUGUCCUUGUGGUCCUGCUGCUGUCAGGACCACUCUGCUCACUUCAGGGGGAGACUCAAGAGAUGGAGAGCAGUGAGGACAUCCUUGAGAAGGAUUAUAUUUACCCUCAACGCUACAAACGUACUGUUGCCCAAAGUGCUACCCCAACAGACAAAUGCUCCUAUACUUUUAUUGUGCCUCAACAGAAAAACAAUGGUGCAAUCUGUGUGAACUCAAAGGAGCCGGAGGCUCAGCUGGAGAGCCGGGUUCAUAAGCAGGAACUGGAGCUGUUGAACCUGGAGCUACAGAAGCAGAGGAAACAGAUUGAAGCUCUACAGCAGCUGGUGGAGGUGGACGGGGGCAUCGUUAACGAAGUCAAACUGCUGCGCAAAGAGAGCCGCAACAUGAACUCCAGAGUGACCCAGCUGUACAUGCAGCUGCUGCACGAGAUCAUCCGUAAGAGGGACAAUGCCCUGGAGGUGUCCCAACUUGAGACGCGCAUGCUCAACCAGACUAACGAAAUGGGACAACUGGCCACCCGCUACCGGGAGCUGGAGCACAAGUACCAGCACCUGUCCACGAUUGCCAGCAACCAGAGCAUUCUGCUGGUGCAGCUAGAGGAGCGCUGUAAACGGGGAGGUUACUCCCCUUCAGUCAGUGUGGACCGGAGUCCCUCUUUGCGUCCGCAGCCUGCUGUGGUGCACCAGCCCCCACCUGCUCAGAGUCCCGCUCUGUCCCCCGGGGGCUAUAGGCCCUUUCACCCUCACACACUACCCCGACAAAACACCAAAACCAUGACCAAUGUCAUGACCAACUCCAUGACCAACGAGAUCCAGAAUGACCAGAACCCCAAGGCUCUGCCCCCUCUUCCUCCUCCCACACUGCCCAGUUCCACAUCUAGCUUCACCAAUGAACCCUCAGGCCCCUUUAAAGACUGUCUGCAAGCUAUGGACAAUGGCUACAGUGUCAACGGCAUGUAUCUGCUCAAACCUGAAAAUGCCAACAAGCUUAUGCAGGCUUGGUGUGACAUGAGGCAUGACCCCGGUGGGUGGACAGUAAUCCUGAGAAGACAGGACGGGUCAGUCAACUUUUUCAGAAACUGGGAGACAUAUAAGCAAGGCUUUGGGAACAUUAAUGGGGAGUACUGGCUGGGCCUGGAGAACAUCUACUCACUGACCAACCAAGGCACCUACAAGCUGCUGGUCACACUGGAGGACUGGUCUGGGCGCAAAACUUUUGCAGAGUAUGCCAGCUUCAGGAUUGAGGCGGAGACAGAUUUUUACCGGCUCCGUGUUGGACGUUACCAUGGCAAUGCAGGUGAUUCUUUGACCUGGCACAACGGCAAGCAGUUCACCACACUGGACCGGGAUCAUGACGCAUACACAGGUAACUGUGCCCACUACCAGAAGGGAGGUUGGUGGUACAACGCUUGUGCUCACUCAAAUCUGAACGGAGUCUGGUACAGAGGGGGACAUUACCGCAGUCGCUACCAGGAUGGGGUCUACUGGGCAGAAUUCAGGGGCGGAGCUUAUUCUCUGAAAAAAGUGACAAUGAUGAUUCGCCCCAAUGCAAAUACCUACCAUUAACAUACAGCAGCACACAUUGAAGUAUUGUUUACAAUUAUUGGAUGUACUGUAAAUAACACCCCCAGUAUGCAUUGCAUUCCUUAAAAUUGCUUUAAAUGAUUAUUUAUUAUAACAGAUUUUAACUAGUGUUGCUAGGGGAGUUUGCUGUAUACUGCUCAGUUUUUUGUUUUUCUUUUUUAACAGCAACAAUAGAGAAGUUUGUCUUUCUGUUAAGAGGUGUGUCAUUUGCCCAAAGGUAUGGAUGUGUGUGUAAAAGUCUUUACAUUUAUUUCUAUAGCUUGUACAAUACAUACAAUUAUAAUUUGAUCUUUUGAUUGCUUCCAGAUUACUCCAAAAUGAUUGACUUUAAACAUUAGUAACAGGCAGCCUUUGAACAAAGCUUUCACACAUAUGGACCAAAGCCACAGCUCAA
Boleophthalmus pectinirostris (great blue-spotted mudskipper) is the source of this 2186-nucleotide messenger RNA. RefSeq names its product angiopoietin-related protein 2-like. Bases 167 to 1774 code for a protein of 535 amino acids. Lineage: Eukaryota; Metazoa; Chordata; Actinopteri; Gobiiformes; Gobiidae. The record is from RefSeq and is a predicted model, not a curated record. The transcript is spliced from 5 exons.